AUGCAGGUAUACAUUGUAUACAUGGGUGAUCUUCCCUCCAAAAGUGAUUUCUCUGCUACGUCAAUGCACAUGAGCAUGCUACAAUCAGUUAUGGACAGGUUGGCAUCAAAAUCUUGGCUCCGCAGCUACCACAAAAGCUUCAACGGCUUUGUUGCCAAGUUGACUGAGGAAGAGAAGGAGAAAAUUGCUAGCAUGAACGAAGUUGUGUCUGUAUUCCCCAGCACCAAAAAGCAACUCCACACAACAAGGUCAUGGGACUUUAUGGGCUUCCCUCAAGAUGUUAAAAGAACACAAAUUGAGAGCGACAUUAUUGUUGGAAUGUUAGACACCGGGAUUUGGCCUGAAUCAGAGAGUUUCAGUGAUGAAGGGUUUGGCACUCCUCCAAGCAAAUGGAAAGGCAGCUGCCAAGCCUCCUCAAAUUUGACUUGCAAUAACAAAAUAAUUGGAGCAAGGUUUUAUCAUAGCGAAGGAAACAUUAGUUAUCCAGACGUGCCCUCGCCUAGAGACUCUGAAGGACAUGGAUCUCACACUGCAUCCACAGCAGCUGGAGGCAUUGUAAAAGGGGCAAGUUUGUUAGGUCUUGGCUUGGGGACAGCUCGUGGAGGGGUGCCUUCUUCGCGCAUUGCAGUGUACAAAAUUUGCUGGUCCGAUGGUUGUUCAGAUUCUGACAUUCUUGCAGCAUUCGAUGAUGCAAUUUCCGAUGGAGUUGAUAUUAUAUCACUUUCAGUAGGAGGGUUUUUUCCUUCAGAUUAUUUUGACGAUCCAAUUGCCAUUGGUGCAUUCCAUUCUAUGAAAAAUGGAAUACUCACAUCAAAUUCUGCUGGUAAUUCUGGACCUGAUCCUGAAAGCAUCACAAAUUUCUCACCUUGGUCACUCUCGGUUGCUGCCAAUGUCAUCGACAGGAAAUUUCUGACACAAGUCUUCUUGGGGAACGGUAAAAGUUACGAGGGAGUUUCUGUAAACACAUUUACGCUCCAAAAUGAGACGUACUCGUUAGUCUACGGAGGAAAUGUACCUGCACCAGGUUCUGAUGGCUCCGAGUCAAGGUAUUGCUCACCCGGCUCUCUAGAUGCAAAACUGGUAAAUGGAUCCAUUGUCCUAUGUGAUUCGCUGGGUGAUGGAACGCCACAAGUAGAAGCGGGUGCUAUUGGAACUGUAAUGCAAAGUGAUGAAUUCAAUGAUUUCGCCUUCUCCUUUCCCUUAUCAGCAUCAUACUUGACAUCCACCGAUGGUACCCAAGUUCUUAAGUAUAUCAACACAACAAGUAACCCAAGUGCUACAAUUGCUAAGAGUGUUGAAGCAGUAGAAAAAGCUGCCCCCUUUGUGGUUUCCUUUUCAUCAAGAGGACCAAAUCCAAUCACAAGAGACAUCCUCAAGCCUGAUCUAAGUGCACCUGGAGUGGAUAUUGUAGCUGCAUGGUCGGAGCUAACUACGGUUACUGGAUUGGAAGGAGAUAGUAGAGUUGUUCCGUACAAUAUUAUAUCUGGAACAUCCAUGUCUUGCCCUCACGCCUCUGGAGCAGCUGCUUAUGUUAAAUCAUUUAACCCAACCUGGUCUCCAGCCGCUAUAAAGUCUGCUUUGAUGACUACAGCUGCUCCAAUGAGUCCGCUUACAAACACUGAUGGUGAGUUUGCAUUUGGAUCGGGUCAUAUCGAUCCAGUGAAUGCUAAAAGUCCUGGUUUGGUAUACGACAUGGGAGCAAAUGACUACAUCAAAUUCCUAUGCGGGCAAGGUUACAACGCUAAGAACUUGAGACUUAUUACUGGAAAUAACAUCACUUGCACUCAAUCUAACAAUGGUACAGUUUGGGACCUAAAUUAUCCUUCUUUUGCAUUAUCUACAACUGCUGGUGGUUCUAUCACCCGUGUUUUCCAUCGGACCGUCACAAAUGUUGGUUCACCAAUAUCCAUUUAUUCCGCUAUCACGUCAGCACCAAUCGGACUAAAUAUUACAGUUUCUCCAUCUGUUCUUUCUUUCAAAUCUAUUGGGCAGAAGCAAACAUUUGUAGUGACAGUUCAAGCAACAUUGACUUCGAGAAUGCUGUCUGGGAUUUUGGUGUGGCAUGAUGGAAUCUAUACAGUGAGGAGUCCCGUGGUUGCCUAUGCUGCCUAA
This is a messenger RNA of Olea europaea var. sylvestris, 2112 nucleotides long. Its product is annotated as cucumisin-like. Gene Ontology annotation, molecular function: serine-type endopeptidase activity. Lineage: Eukaryota; Viridiplantae; Streptophyta; Magnoliopsida; Lamiales; Oleaceae. Gene Ontology annotation, biological process: proteolysis. The record is from RefSeq and is a predicted model, not a curated record. The transcript is spliced from 9 exons. Bases 1 to 2112 code for a protein of 703 amino acids.